AUGGCCUCGACGCUCGAUGCGUGCGUCGCCGCGUGCGGUGCCGCCGCCGACGCCGCGUGCGCCACGUCCUGCUUCACGAGCGCCGGGUACGAGGUCGCGCCGCAGCCUUUUCUGGACACCACGCCGAGCCUCGUCUUGGCGUCGUGUUUGAUCAUGCUCUCCGCGCUCUUCUCGGGCUUGACGCUCGGUCUGAUGUCGCUCGACCCGGUUGGAUUGGAAAUCAUCGCCGAGGGUGGGGCUCCCGAGGACAGGGAGUACGCCAAGGCGAUCAUCCCGGUGCGGAAGAAUGGAAAUCUUCUCCUGUGCACGCUGUUGCUGGGAAACACCGCGGUGAACUCGAUGAUUUCAAUCUUACUCUCGAGCGUGACGAACGGGGCGAUCGGUUUAGUGACGUCGACGCUUGGAAUCGUCGUCUUCGGGGAGAUCACGCCGCAGGCGCUGUGUUCGAGGCACGGGUUGUACAUCGGAGCGAAGACGAUUUGGAUCAUGAAGAUGUUCAUCGCGUUGUUGUUCGUCGUCGCGUAUCCAAUCUCUCUGAUUUUGGAUAGGAUUUUGGGGGUUGAUAUUGGGACGUUUCACACGUCUGAUGAGCUGAAGCACUUGGUGCGCGUGCACGUUGAGAACCCGGAGGGGGCGACGGAGUCCGGGUUGAAUCACCAGGACGCCACCAUGCUCACGGGCGUCCUGGAGUACAAAUCGCUCACCGUCUCGGAUGUUAUGACGACGCUGGAUAAGGUGUACAUGAUCGACAUCUCGACGAAACUUUCGUUCCCGGUGUUGAUGGAAAUUUACAAGAGCGGGUUCACGCGCAUCCCGGUGUACGAGGGAACGCGCUCGAACAUUGUUGGCAUCCUUUUCACGAAGGAUUUGAUUCUCAUCGAUCCCGACGACGAGAUCGAACUCUCGGCACUCUUGGCUUUCCACGGUGGGGCACACGGAGGGUUCUUACGAUACAUCUCGGACACCACGACGCUCGACAAGGUGUUCAUCGAGUUCAAGAAUGCACGCAUGCAUUUGCUUUGCGCGCACGACGAGCACGGACCGCCGCGCAAGGAUGGCUUGAAUGCCGUCGUCACAGGUAUCAUCACCCUCGAGGACGUUCUUGAGGCGCUUUUGAAAGACGAGAUCGUGGACGAGACGGACAACUUGGUGGACGUGAACGAGCCGUCGUCCAUCGUGGAGAGACGGGUGGGACACCGCGGCGCGGAUCCCACCAAGUUCUUGAGCGUCUUCGAACACAAGAUGGUCGAGGAUUUGAAGCUAGGUGAGAACGAGGUUAGUGCAAUUCAGGCUUUCCUUUCGAGCAACGUGCCGGAAUUCGCAACUCUUGGGAAGUAUCCCAAGGUGCUCCGCAAGCUCAUCGAAACAGCGAAGGUGGAGGAGCACGACGAGACAAGCUCGAGCGAUAGCGAUAAUAGUACAGCAGGCACGCCCGGCGUGCAUAGAGCGCGCGAGUACGAGGAGGAUCUGCUCUUCAAGCCAGGCAAGCCAUCGGAUCACUUUGCGCUCGUUUUGCAGGGACAAGUCAGAGUGUUCGCCGGCUCUGAGGACUUUGAGUCGGAGCUCGGCCCGUGGUCCUACAUCGGACAAAGCGCGCUCACCAAGGAACCGUAUGUUCCGGAUUUCCGAGCGUACAGCUGCUCCAGCACGCGAGUUUUAUUAAUCAAUCGUACCGACUACAAGGCUGCGCUCGCGAGCGCGGCAGUCAAGGCGAUGGGCGCCGGGGCGAAGAGACGCCUGCGAGAAGAGGUAAAGCCAAGUGCAGACACGGAGGAUUGA
Molecule: messenger RNA, 1779 nt
Organism: Ostreococcus tauri
Lineage: Eukaryota; Viridiplantae; Chlorophyta; Mamiellophyceae; Mamiellales; Bathycoccaceae
Product: RmlC-like jelly roll fold
Exons: 1
Coding region: 1-1779 (592 amino acids)
Biological process (GO): magnesium ion homeostasis
Source: RefSeq, a predicted model, not a curated record